GUCCUGUCAGGUCACACCCCUGACUUCACCCCCACAGGUCCUGUCAGUUCUCCCCUCCAGGUCCUGGAAGACAACGACUACGGGCGGGCGGUGGACUGGUGGGGGCUGGGCGUGGUGAUGUACGAGAUGCUCUGCGGGCGCCUCCCGUUCUACAGCCAGGACCACGAGCGCCUCUUCGAGCUCAUCCUGCUCGAGGAGCUCCGGUUCCCCCGGUCCCUGGGGCCCGAGAGCCGCUCCCUGCUGGCCGGGCUGCUCAAAAAGGAUCCUAAACAGAGGUGAGACACACGUGAGACACAC
Messenger RNA from Onychostruthus taczanowskii (white-rumped snowfinch), 297 nucleotides. Its product is annotated as RAC-beta serine/threonine-protein kinase-like. The record is from RefSeq and is a predicted model, not a curated record. Gene Ontology annotation, molecular function: protein kinase activity; ATP binding. The annotation marks the transcript as partial. NCBI's taxonomy places the organism in Eukaryota, Metazoa, Chordata, Aves, Passeriformes, Passeridae. The transcript has 2 exons. Gene Ontology annotation, biological process: protein phosphorylation.